Molecule: messenger RNA, 1051 nt
Organism: Neurospora hispaniola
Lineage: Eukaryota; Fungi; Ascomycota; Sordariomycetes; Sordariales; Sordariaceae
Product: peptidase C15, pyroglutamyl peptidase I-like protein
Exons: 2
Coding region: 17-1051 (344 amino acids)
Source: RefSeq, a predicted model, not a curated record
ACCUUCAUCAAUAACCAUGGGCUCCACCAACGUCUACAGCGACGAAGAGAUCAACGUCCUGAUCACCGGCUUCGGUCCCUUCAAAAAAGAAUACCCCCUCAACCCCUCCUGGGAAAUCGCCUCCCGCCUCCCCGCCAUCCUCCCUCCUUUGCGCGCGAAACAGCCCUCCACGCAAAAACCGCCCUUGAUUCCUCGCGUCAACUUGCACGUCCACCCGGACCCCAUCCGCGUCUCUUAUAAAGCCGUCCGCGCACUCAUCCCCAAACUUUGGGCUCCCACUUUUGAUUCUUCCUCCUCUUCCUCUUCCCCUUCUUCCACCACCACCGCCUUAGCAGAACCCACCUCCGAAGCCCCCUUUUCCGAACAAGACGCCGCCGCCGCCGCCGCCGCCAUCACCACAACUGAAGAAGAGAAACCCACGACGAAAUACGACUUUGCCAUCCACAUAGGCAUGGCCGGCCCCCAACCGCGAUGGGCCAUCGAACGCCUGGCGCACCGCGACGGGUACGCCUUGCGGGACGUGGACGGCGAGUUUUUGCGCGACAAGGAAAAUCAGUUGAAAGACGAUUGGGUGUGGAAGGGGUGCCCUACUGAACUGCGGACGGAUUUGGAUUUGGAUGUGAUUUUGGAAAAGUGGAGGGGGUAUGCGCCGCCUGGACUUGUAGCUGGGACCCAGAAUGGUGGGGGAGAUGAAGAUGAAAAAGAAGGAGAAGCAAAGAGAGAGGGGGGUAAGGGGGGAGGAGGAGGAGGAGGAGGAGGAGGAGGAGGAGGAGCAAAGUGGUAUGGCAAUGAUAUCAAGAGCGGCAGUAAGGGAGAAAAGCUGGUGAUCAGUGAAGAUCCCGGAAGGUAUCUUUGCGAUUUCAUUUACUAUAGUAGUUUGGCGGAGCUGUAUAAGCGCAAGGCGGAGAAAAAGGUGGUGUUUUUGCAUGUGCCGUGUGAGGUGGGCAAGGAUGGGGAGUAUGUGCGGAUUGGACAGGAGCUGAUGUUGGGGUUGGCGAGGAGUGUGGCGGAGUGGUUGGUGGAGGAGAGGAAGAGGAAGGGGGAUUUGUGA